This is a messenger RNA of Telopea speciosissima, 2153 nucleotides long. Its product is annotated as OBERON-like protein. Gene Ontology annotation, cellular component: nucleus. The transcript is spliced from 3 exons. The record is from RefSeq and is a predicted model, not a curated record. The coding region runs from base 262 to 2031 and encodes 589 amino acids. NCBI's taxonomy places the organism in Eukaryota, Viridiplantae, Streptophyta, Magnoliopsida, Proteales, Proteaceae.
UUUUCUCGAUUUUGUUCAGUCAUGUCCUUGAUCGAGUUGGACUAGGGUUUUGGGUGGUCGGAGAUAUCCUCUUGUCUGAAGGGGAAAGGGGGAAGUUAAAAAUCGAUUCUCCCUCUAUUUCCCUUCAGUAUUAUUCAGUUUCAUCUCUGCUGCUACUUCGAUAGAUUAGUGCCCCGGUUGUGUUUGCUGAGAAUUCGCGGAAUUAGUGAUUAUGAAUCAGAAUUGAUCGUGAGGUGAACUUCUGUCACAGUUACUGAUUUAAUGGGAACAUCUUCUGGUGCCAACUUUCAGCACCAGACUCCUUCAAAAAUGCUACCUCCACGUCAGCAACCACGGUCUGGAGGGUUGCAGACAUCCCUAUCUCUAGUGUCGUCGGACGCAUGUGGGUCACCUGAUCUUCAAGAACCUGGAUCAAAUUCAGAGCAGGUCCGGGAGUCCCCCUCAGAGAGUGCCAGUUCACGUGAAACCUGGCCUGCCUGUGAUAAUGUUAUGGGGAAAAAGCUUCAGAAGGAGAAAGAAGGAGAGAACGAUUGCCCUGAGCAGUCAGUCAUUCGACGAGUCUCUAGUUCAGACAAGAUGUCUCUCCGUGAUAUAGCUAGAGAAAGAGUUGAGGUUAUCUCUGAUCGAAUGCUUCUGUUGCCUGAUGAGCUUCUAGAAGAGCUUAAGACCGAGCUUCGCGUAAUUCUUGAAGGCACCGGUGGUUCUCAGCAUAGGGAGGGGUUUUUGUCUCUGCAAAAGCUUGUUCAGGGUAGGACUGAUUUGACGGCUAAGACCCUCAUCAGAGCACAUCGAGUACAGCUAGAAAUUCUUGUUGCAAUAAACACAGGAAUUCAGGCAUUUCUGCAUCCAAAUAUCAGUCUGUCACAGACUUCUCUCAUUGAGGUUUUUGUGUACAAGAGGUGCAGAAACAUUGCAUGUCAAAGUCAGCUUCCUGCAGAGGAUUGUACCUGUGAAAUAUGCAGCAAUAGAAAUGGUUUCUGCAAUCUUUGCAUGUGUGCUAUUUGCAACAAAUUUGAUUUUGAGGUGAACACAUGUCGUUGGAUUGGUUGCGAUUUGUGUUCUCAUUGGACUCAUACAGAUUGUGCAAUUCGUGAUGGACAAAUUGGUAUGGGCCCAUGUGUUAAGAAUGGUACCGGGCCCACUGAGAUGCUUUUCAAGUGCCGAGCUUGCAACAAGACAUCUGAGUUGUUGGGAUGGGUCAAAGAUGUGUUCCAACAUUGUGCACCGGGCUGGGAUCGUGAAUGUUUGAUGAGGGAACUGGAUUAUGUUAGUAGGAUUUUCCGUGGAAGUGAAGAUCCCAAAGGGAGGAAGCUUUUCUGGAAGUGUGAGGAGCUCAUGGAGAAAAUGAGAAAUGGAGUUCCGGAGUCAACAGCCUGCAAAGUAAUGUUGCUUUUUUUCCAAGAGAUUGAGGUGGACCCAACAAAGAAUCUUGAAUCUGAGGAAGGAGGGGGACGUCUGAUAGCCCCACAAGAGGCAUGCAACCGAAUUGCGGAAGUGGUUCAGGAAGCCAUAAGAAAGAUGGAAAUGGUAGCUGAGGAGAAGCUACGGAUGUUCAAAAAGGCCCGUCUGGCUCUUGAGGCUUGUGACCGGGAACUCGAGGAUAAGGCCAGGGAAGUGGCGGAGCUAAAGAUGGAGAGGCAGCGUAAGAAGCAGCAGAUUGAUGAGCUGGAGAGUAUAGUGAGGCUGAAGCAGGCUGAGGCUGACAUGUUUCAGCUUAAGGCCAGUGAAGCAAGGCGAGAGGCUGAGAGGCUUCAAAGGAUUGCCCUUGCAAAGUCUGAGAAGGCAGAGGAGGAGUAUGCUAGCAGGUAUCUGAAACAACGUUUGAAUGAGGCGGAGGCUGAAAAGCAGUAUCUGUUUGAGAAGAUAAAGCUUCAGGAGAGUUCUCGGGCAUCACAGAAUAAUGGUGGAAGUAGUGACCCUUCACAGAUGCUGAUGCUUUGUAAGAUCCAGCACAUGCUUAAGAAUGUGUACAAUGUGUCACCAAAGGCAGAUGGACAACCAAGCGACCACUCUCUUGGUGAGCAAGGCUAGUACGUUGUGUUAUUGUUUAACUUUGUCUUAUUAAUGUUACAGUCCGUUGUGGAACAUUGUGUAAUGAAAUACUGCUGUUAUUUAUGUCCAUUGAACCCAUUUCACUGAUUUCUGUUCCAAAA